AUGGCCGGCACGAUUCGCCAGUCUACUAAAUUAUUUGUUGGCAACAUACCUCGGAACUGUAAUUCACAGAGUUUGAGGACCCUGUUUGAAUCAGUUGGGAGAGUAUCUGAAUGUGAUAUUGUCAAAGAUUAUGCAUUUGUGCACUAUGUCAACCCACAUGAUGCAGAAAGGGCAUUAAAGUUUCUAGAUGGAACUAAUUUUCAAGGCUGUAACCUCAGGAUUCAGGUAUCCCAUAGCAAGGUUCGUUCUAGGCCUGGUAUGGGUGAUAAGGAUGUUUGCUACAGGUGUGGAAAAGAGGGUCACUGGUCUAAAGAUUGCCAUUUAGAAAGAGAAACAAGGGGUGCUUUUACAGGAAGAGAUGAUGAUAAGAGGAGAGAGAACAAUGCCAAACAACUCUCUGGUCAAGUGUAUAUAGAGUCUCGCAUAUCAACGCAACAACCUCAGCAUCAACUACAACAGCAACAAACCCAGCAACAGCAACUUUUGCUAUCCCAACAUCACCAGCAACAACAACAACAGCAGCAGCAACAACAACAACUUCUAACUGAACGUUUCAACCCGUACGAACGAAAACAAGAAAUGCCAAUCACGUUUUCGGGUUUUUCCCUGGAAUUCCCGACUCAGGCUGCUUUUCAGUCAUCUAUCUACCAGCAACGAGAACCAAUUGACAACAGAACCACCACAAAUUUUAAUGGUUCUACCAAUCUCCUCUUCCAGAGUUCAUCGAAUGCUCUCUUCACAGCUGCAGCCACCAAUCCAGCCUACCAAGAUGCCACACAAGCUACUUUCCCAACAGCCGUCAAUAUACGGUAUCCAGUUGCAAGCAACAGCACAUACCAAACGUCUGCCGGAUUGAUUGGUUUCGAAUCCGCGAAUCCUCUCCUUUCCAGUCUCCACAACAAUAGGUUCAUCACCACAGGCUCCACCAAUGUCAUGUUCCCCCAAGCGGCCGAUGCCAUUAGUAGGGCAUCUGCUGAGUUUUAUGCACAAAGGACGCCUGUUUUUGGCAUGGAAAUCAAUGGAGGGGUUGACAUAACAUCGUAUCUGGACGCAAGGAGGUACUAAGGAUCUCAUACAAUCACACACAUACACAUACACACAAAUACACAUACAUACAAAUACACACACACACACAUGCAUUCACACAAAUACACGCGCAUACAUACUCAUACGCGCGUGUAUAUAUACAAAUACACAGUACUACUUUACUGUAACCAGCGCUCCACCACCAAUAGUACACACUCAACGACACGGUAUUCAUCUUUGUAUUGUACCUGUGCGUACAUGUGUACUUAAUAAUGUGGUAUUCGUGCGGUAUAUAUAUAUAUAUAUAUAUAUAUAUAUACUAUUUUUCAUUUAUAUAUCAUUAUUUUUUAUCGCUGGCGUGAAUCGUGUUAGUAAAUUUUAGACGUGAAAUUUUUUUUCGUAUUAUUAAGAAGUUUUAACGUAAAACCAUGCAUACCCAUUUGCUUAGGUUUGAAUAUGAUCGUCUAAAUUCUAGUAAUAUUGUUUUGUGCGCCGAGUUUUAUUUUAUCAUUUUAUUUCAGUUUGUUGUUUUUGACUUAUCUUAUUGUCGGUGUAUUGUACCACUUCUAAUAAACUUCUAUUUUCACUACAUGCCAAGUUUUUCAAUCGAAAUCCUCAUCUAGUGAGACGAAA
Messenger RNA from Helobdella robusta, 1659 nucleotides. RefSeq lists its product as hypothetical. The record is from RefSeq and is a predicted model, not a curated record. Gene Ontology annotation, molecular function: RNA binding; zinc ion binding. Lineage: Eukaryota; Metazoa; Annelida; Clitellata; Rhynchobdellida; Glossiphoniidae. The coding region runs from base 1 to 1065 and encodes 354 amino acids. Gene Ontology annotation, biological process: mRNA splicing, via spliceosome. The transcript is spliced from 10 exons. Gene Ontology annotation, cellular component: nuclear speck.